This is a messenger RNA of Zychaea mexicana, 943 nucleotides long. RefSeq lists its product as uncharacterized. Bases 83 to 724 code for a protein of 213 amino acids. Lineage: Eukaryota; Fungi; Mucoromycota; Mucoromycetes; Mucorales; Lichtheimiaceae. The transcript is spliced from 3 exons. The record is from RefSeq and is a predicted model, not a curated record.
CUCUUCUAUUUUACACAGCUACAACUAUUACAGUUGCAUAGUAUUGAAAUUUAAAAAAGGAAAAAAAAUAAUUCCAGCAAUCAUGACGCAUACGCCGUGGAUCACUGCAGAACCAGAUCCAGAGGCAAUUAGAAGAUUAGUAGAGCAGUCCUUUGACGAUCGUCAAACUGUUGCACCGGAUUUAGAAGCAUUACAACGCAGCAAUGACGCUACCCGCAGAUCGACAAUGGCUGCGACUACACCAAAUGAUCUUGCCAACACUCAUACAACUCUGUCACCGAACAAUAUAAACGAUAAUCAUGCUCCUCCAACCCUAAUCACGCAACUCCCAAUACCUCUUCCAGCCAUACAAUUAACUAUGGGGCGAGCUGCAUCAACGUCGCAGCGUUCGCCAGGAGAACACAGUACUAAUGCUUCAGCUUCGACGCGAGUUAACGAUCACCACCGACCAUCACAAGCUACACCUGUGCCAGCAUGUUCCCUAAACAAUCAAAGCACCGAUACCUCGGCUCCAACGGGUGCCGUCAUACAACAAACUUACGAACGAACGCCACCAGCAGCAUCAAUACCACCACCUUCUCUAGGGGAACAAAAAGUCAUUGUUUCAACCGCGGCAAAUGUCACUAAGACUAAGGAUCUUAAAGAGCCGUCACCAGCAGCAUCACAGCCACAGCAACGAACUGAAGCUUUCGCCAACGAUCUUUCGCGAUUCUCACUCAAGUAAUAAUACAUUUUAAACGUCUUCGGAAGAAGGAGCAGUUGACAAGGAACAGGAGUAAAUUUUAACUUGAAGCUUCAUGUAUAGCUCUGUAUAUCAAGCAUGUUCUUUACGGGAAGAUGCUGAUAAAUUACUCGCAAGAUUCGAUUUACUUUGUGAUAUACACCGAGCUCAUAAGCAAGAGAUUCGUGCAGAAGAACUUGAACGUCAUCUCCACGAAAUUCG